UUAGCGCAAUGAUGAGUAAACAUGCGGAACUAUCAUGACUCAAGUCACAGCAGUUCGCCCAGGGUAUUCAUCGCGGAGGAUCAUGGUGGACUGUGGACUGUUUAUAUUUAUUGUCUACUUAUGAUUUCUCUGAAAGGACAUGGAUACAUUUUACUUGGACUACGGAGUAACCUGGCAAUGAUUACAGGGUGACGUGAAACAUUCCACUUUGCAGAUUCAAAACCAUGACUGUGUGGUUGAACGAGGCCAAGUGCUUUGCUUUGUGUAGUGUUGUGGUUCUGACAGUGGCCUCUACUGACCUUAAUCUCACAGGGGGUCCUCUUCCAGUGGCAUCGAGAGACGUGCUUACACUUUCCUGCAGUAGGACAACGAAAGAUGUCCCACCGUUAUUGGCAGUAAGAUGGUAUAGAAGCACAAAGGCGAUGUUUCAAACAGCUGGGGGACAGAUCCUCCCAGAUGACUCAAACAGAGAGGACUAUGAUGAAGUCUCAGGACGUGUCAAUGUGACCACCAACACACAAACACAUAAGGUGAUGCUACACACUGUCUCCACCCUGGAUGAUAGGUCUGUGUGGAGAUGUAGCGUGGACGACUACUACAGUAACAACAUCCGCGUUGUAGUCCUGGAUCCGACAACAGACGAAUCACCUGGUACUCCCAGCCUAUACCUUAUAGUGGGGUCCAGUGUUGGGCUCGUCACCUUCAUUGCCCUCAUCGUCAUUGCUGUGGUCUGGAUGAAACACAGUUCAGAGAACCCCAAAACUACAGAUGGAUACAUCACAGCCACUUUGGAAUCUCCCGAGAACAAUACAGAUGGAUACAUCACAGCCACUUUGGAAUCUUCCGAGAACAAUACAGAUGGAUACAUCACAGCCACUUUGGAAUCUCCCGAGAACAAUACAGAUGGAUACAUCACAGCCAAGCCACUUUGGAAUCUCCCGAGAACAAUACAGAUGGAUGCAUCACAGCCACUGUGGAAUCUCCCGAGAACAAUACAGAUGGAUACAUCACAGCCACUUUGGAAUCUCCCGAGAACAAUACAGAUGGAUACAGCUACACUGGAGUGAAUGAGAGAGAGGAACAAUACAAUAUAACAACGGGCUGUAGAUCACCAGCAGCUGACGGAAGAUCGCCAGGGACAUUUCCUCCGAAACUCUUACCACGAGGAAGUGACACACUUUCAGAAAUACUUUUCAGUGAUAGUUCAAUCACCGGUGUGUGUGUGUGCGCGUGCGUGCGUGCGUGCGUGCGUGUGUGUUUGGGAAAGAGAGAUUAGAGAUAGAGGGAGAUAUGUAUAAGUGGGAUGGUGGGUUUGUUUGGUUUUACGCCCCUUAUAGCAAAGUAUCUAGCAAUAUCACGGCGGGGGACAUCUGAAAUGGUCUUCACAUAUUGCCCAUGUGGGGAAUCGAACUCUGGUCUUCGACCUGACGAGCCAACGCUUUAACCAGAAGGCUAUCCACCUCCCCAGAUAUGUAUAAGUUAGAGGGAAUAACUAUCGAUAUAUAUAGAUCAUCGACAGGUGCCAAAUCGAUAAGACAGUCACGCCGGUCUAGAAUUUCGUUCUUUACAAACCAUUUUAAUUAAUGUAACUUAUCAAAAAUGUUUUCCCACUAUGUAAUCUCGAAAUAUAAAGUUUUAUGUGAACGUAUUUUUUACUUCCGUUAUGUUUCAAGAGCAAAUACGCGAUAGAAUGUGCAGCGCACUAGUUUUAGGAAUGUGAAACUGAGAUUAUUAUUAUAAAGUACGGAAACAUUUUAGGCCAGGGAUCCCUUAUUACAUAGCUUCUCUUUCUCCUGUAAUGUUUUAUUUUCAUUAAUACAGACAAACUAGGAAGUUUUGUGGCUUUGCCCAUCGUGACAAGUCAAUGCAAUGUGCAAUUCCGCCAUUGUUUAAACUUGGAGAGAAAUGCUCUUUAACUGUCAAUUGUUUCCGAAAGAGCACACAGUACCAAUCGGUUUUCAUUUAUAUUUUCAAAACAUUACUCUGGAAUGCAUUUUGUAGUUGGUUAGAAAGGAAUCUUCAUAUCACUAAAACAAUGUUUUAGGCGUUCAGUAUACAACUGGGGCGGUGGGGUAGCCUAGUGGUUAAAGCGUUGGCUCGUCACGCCGAAG
Molecule: messenger RNA, 2111 nt
Organism: Haliotis rubra (blacklip abalone)
Lineage: Eukaryota; Metazoa; Mollusca; Gastropoda; Lepetellida; Haliotidae
Exons: 5
Coding region: 225-1067 (280 amino acids)
Source: RefSeq, a predicted model, not a curated record